AUGGCGAUCGACAGGAGGGGCUCCCGCCUGGACUGGAGGAGGGCAGCGGGGACCGACGAGAGGGGCGAGCGGCGCCUCGGAAAGCCGCGCCGAGGGGGCCACGACGCGGCGAGCCCACUGGCGAGGCUUGCGAACCAGUACAGGGUAAGCUACGAGUGCGCGAGGUGCGACCUGGUGAUGCUCUACGCCCCGAACCAUGGAGCCUCGGGGAGGCACCGACAGCAGGGGCCUCUCGGCUCGACGGUCGACAAGAUCAAGUUCGAGGAGAUCACCAAGCAGAGGCCCUCGCGCGGGUCACCGAGGCCGACGGCAGAGGAGGCGAGUUCGGGCGAUUCGUUCGAGAAGGGGGGCGCUCCCGACGGGGAGGAGACGCCGCGGGCCGAGACGAAGACCUCGCGAGUGGCCGAGGAGUUAGAUAUGACGCUGGACCGCGCCAAGAGGCUGGCCGACAAGCAGGAGACCGAGGAUCUCGCCGCAAGGCGGGGGCCCGGAGAGCGCCCAGUCGAUCGCCCGCCCGUCGCCGACGACGCCGGGCCCGACGUCGCCACUUUCGGCGUCGACGUGGAGUGCCCGAAGGAGGACAUCAACACUAUAUAUAACACCUGGGUGGUGGACCAGGCGAAGGACGCGAAUGCGGCGACCGACCUGUACACCAAGACGCUGGCAGAGUCCUGCACGGAGGAGGACAGCCAGCUUGGCCAGGUCGCGCACGAGAGGAACGACGCCAGGGACAUCCGAAUCACCGGGAAGGGCGCCGACCUCAGCAAGAAGUCAGGACUGGACUACGCUCUCAAGAUCGCCGACGAGGACCGCGGAGCAGAUCUGCGGGGCAGCCUGCCCUGCACGGCGGCCAGCGCGCUGCAGAACGGCUACGUCGGCAGAACAGGGACGCAGCAAUUGGCUAAGCUCGAGGCCAAGCGCAAGGACCUGAGGAAGAUGGUCGACAAUUUCAUCGUGCUCGGCCAACGGAUCAGAGCGAAUGGCGGGGACGCGCACUUCGAGCGGCCAGGGAACUGCCAUGGCUGGGAGCUGCUCCCGCAGCUGAUCACGCUCUUCUUCGGCGAGGCGGAGAUGGAGAAGGCCAACUCCGACGGGCGCCAGGCGGGGGUCGUCAGCCAGAAGGUCAGCCCGAUCUACAAGCCGUGGACG
Molecule: messenger RNA, 1149 nt
Organism: Prorocentrum cordatum
Lineage: Eukaryota; Dinophyceae; Prorocentrales; Prorocentraceae
Source: the annotation of a GenBank genome assembly